AAAACUAUUCAAAUCACUUAGACAUGGGAAUCAGGUUGCCUUCGCUACUCCUCAAUGCCAGGCAGGUUCUCAAAAAGCAAGCUCAGUCUGACGUUCCGAAAGGUCAUAUUGCAGUUUAUGUCGGAGAAAUCCAAAGGAAGCGUUUUUUAGUUCCAAUAUCGUACUUGAACCAUCCUACAUUCAUGGCUUUGCUUAAGAGGGCUGAGGAAGAGUUUGGAUACAAUCAUCCAAUGGGGGGUUUGACAAUUCCCUGCAGAGAAGAUGCUUUCAUGGAUCUCACUUCAAGGCUACAUAGUUCUUGAAAGAUUUUGUAGAAAUAGAAAUCCCUUCCUCCACUUCCCAAGUUCUGCCAAACAUAUUUUUGUUCAUUUUGAGUUAGACAAAGUAGAAUGCCACUGGACAGUUCUUGUAAAUGAGGGAUAGAAAAGGUGGUUUAUUUGCCUUUCUUCCUGAUCUUUGUAACAUGUAUA
Molecule: messenger RNA, 470 nt
Organism: Benincasa hispida (wax gourd)
Lineage: Eukaryota; Viridiplantae; Streptophyta; Magnoliopsida; Cucurbitales; Cucurbitaceae
Source: RefSeq, a predicted model, not a curated record